Messenger RNA from Haliotis rubra (blacklip abalone), 4370 nucleotides. Its product is annotated as inhibitor of nuclear factor kappa-B kinase subunit alpha-like. NCBI's taxonomy places the organism in Eukaryota, Metazoa, Mollusca, Gastropoda, Lepetellida, Haliotidae. Gene Ontology annotation, cellular component: IkappaB kinase complex; cytoplasm. Gene Ontology annotation, molecular function: IkappaB kinase activity; ATP binding. Gene Ontology annotation, biological process: positive regulation of transcription by RNA polymerase II; tumor necrosis factor-mediated signaling pathway; peptidyl-serine phosphorylation. The record is from RefSeq and is a predicted model, not a curated record.
GAAAUACUAACAUCGAAACGAGGUUCUGAAGACUUCCUGUUUCAGCGCUUGACUAUCACAUUGAGAAAUUGUGGUGGUGAAGUGUCUGGCAUGACACAGCCUGUGAAGAAGGGAAGCUGGAGGGAAGUUAAAACACUUGGGUCAGGUGGUUUUGGGACGGUGGUGCUAUGGGAGAAUGAGGAGAAUGGAGAACAAAUCGCCUUGAAGCGAUGUCGGGUACAGAACGAAAUGUCACCCAAGCAUCGGCAACGAUGGAAGAUGGAGGUCGACAUCAUGAAACGACUGUGUCAUGAUAAUGUGAUCGCUGCCCGGGAGGUCCCUCCACGACUUGAUGUCACAGGUGAUGAGGUCCCUCUCUUGGCCAUGGAAUACUGCGCUGGGGGAGACCUUAGAAGGGUGCUGAACAAACCUGAAAACUGUUGUGGGAUGCGAGAGUACGACACUCGAUGCUUGGUGCGAGACAUUGCACAGGCUGUGGAGUACCUCCAUGAGAACAGGAUCAUCCACCGGGACCUCAAACCUGAGAAUAUUGUACUGCAGCAAGUGGAGGAGAGGAUUGUAUAUAAGCUGAUAGACUUGGGCUAUGCCAAAGAGCUUGAUCAGGGAAGUGUGUGCACCUCAUUCGUUGGAACUCUGCAGUACCUUGCCCCGGAGCUUUUCGCAUCCCAGAGAUAUACGUGCACUGUGGACUACUGGUCAUUUGGAACAGUUGUGUUUGAAUGUAUUGUGGGAUUCCGGCCUUUCCUGCCCACUGUGCCUCCAGUCAGAUGGCACAAGGAGGUGUGUCAGAAGUCGCCAGAAGACAUCUGUGCCGAGAUGACCAACACAGGAGAGGUGAAGUUCCACAAGAGGCUUCCAGCUCCCAACCAUCUAUCCAGGACAAUGCGAGGUUACUUUGAGCAGUGGCUCAGGAAGAUGUUACGCUGGGAUGCGAAGGCAAGAGGAGGUGGUAUCACGCCGGACAAGAGACCCAAGUGUUUCAACAUGCUGCAGCAUGCGCUGGACUUGAAGAUCGUGCACAUCCUGUAUGUGGAGGCUAACCAACUGAUCACAUACCCUGUGCCAGAGGAGCACACGAUGCAGAACCUGCAGCUGAUCAUAGAGCAGGAGACGAAGAUCCCAGUGGCGGAGCAGGACAUCCUCCUGGCCAGCGGCAUCCCUCCGGACCCCAGUGCCCCGGCAUACCAGUGCUGGACAGAACCAAAUGAUGAGGAAUGGAUUGUAUUUCUGUUCCGGAAAGGAGAUUCUUCACCAGGCCCUCGAAAACAGAAGCAGCUACCUAGGAUGGUCCAACUGAUUGUGAAGGAACCAAACACACUCCUCCCAGCCCAUGAACAGCGGCGUGCCUGGGCACAUGCCGUCUACUUCUGUCAUGAACAGAAUCUGGACUUCAAGAGGUUGAUACUGAGUCAGCGAGCGGCCAUGCUCAACUUGUUGCGAACAAAUUCUACAUUCCUUAAAUUAAAGAACAGGAUGUUGAAUGAAAUAGGGAAGCUGAUAGCAAGAAAGGAACACUUUAAAGAAAGCCUGGUGUUCGACAUGCAGCACUACAAGGACCAGGCGUCUAAUGGCGGUAUCACAUCUGAGAAAAUGUUUUCAAAAUGGCUGAGAAUGUCUGAAGAAAUAGAAAGGUAUUCAGAACUGAAAGACAGAGUGAACACCUUGGACCAGCAGUCUACAGCCCUGCAGACAAAAAUUGUGGAGCUGCAGCGGAGUCCAUUUGCCAGAAUAAAACAGAACGAUGUCCUGUGUGAUUGUGAAGAGUCAGCCAAAAGACUAUACCAGGAACUAAUGCAGACACCAAAGGAAAACCGUGGCAACCUGAUGGACCACACCAAGAUGGUGCAGCCUGUUGUCAAGUGUGUGCUAGUCAGGGACAAGUCCAUUGUGGAUCUGUACACUUACCUGGGUAAAGUGUCGCAGUGCCGCUACGAGCUGCAGAAGAUCAUGCCAUCCCUGGACCAGUGCUGUGAGGAGAUUGGUGCGGCGAGUAGACAGCUGAUGACCAAUCAGCAGAGUCGACAACAAGACAUCUGGAAUAUGCUCAAACUUGUGGUGAACAAAGGCAAGCAGGCGGGUACUCUGAUGCGAUCCAACUCGCGCUCAAGCUCAUCUGGACCAUCAAGUCUUGGCAGCCUGUUUGGUGCUGGAGCGCCGAUGUCCUUCCAGACCAGUGGGAAUCAGGAGUCACUGAGGGUCAUGGAGGAGUCGAAGGAACACCAGAAGAAAUUUGAGGAGAUGAUGCACAGUCUCCGAGAGGAACAGGAGGAGAACAUGUCGCUCAUGACAUCCAUCAACGAUGUCAUUGAUAUUGCUGACCCUGGCAGCUAGGACUGCCCCAACUUAUUCCAGCUUGACUUAAGGGACACCGUGCAUUAGUUUAGCGUUGAGUGAGUGAUGUGGGAGGAACACCUGUCCCAGGGAGGCAGCGGCAGAUGGUACUGGGUCUUACACACGUCAUUCAUCUUCCGUCAGCUAUAGUUUCUAGAGGAAUCAACAACCGGCUUCACAUGCUGCGUUAUCCCACUGGCUACAAGUGUUAGGGAGAUGUGGGGACAGACACCAGGUGUCAUGAUUGGUGUCAAGUGAUUCCACAUUUAUGGCUGAUGUUAUCAGAUAACCAUUAAUGGACUUCAUCAUUGUUUUAUCUAAUGGCCAAGGUUUUAAGUACUGAGCUUUGUAACAUACAUGUAUACAUGAGAGAGUAUGAAUGAGAGUGUUUCAUGACUGUGAUUGUGUGUGGUAUCUUCAGGCUAGGGUUAGUGUUGUUACCAUUCUUAUAAGAUUCUGUGAACAUUGUGUGAUUUUUAUGUUAAUUGUCCCUAUGCCUGAAGUAUCUGUAAGAAGCUAUGAAUAUAAGUGGAUUAAGGGUCUGUUUAGUGUUCAGUGAAACUGUCCUUUGGCAAUUCAAGGGUAGGACUGGCCCCAAGUACAGGGAAACAUCUGAAUUUAAUGGUCAUGCUCUGUGUUGCAUGUGUAUUGUCACAGGUGAAUGUCAUGCGUCAUUAUAUAUAUGUGUGAUGAGACUCAGCCUUGUACAGGCCACCAGUAUAUGGCUCAGUGUUCAGGGAGGGAAUCAACCAGGUAUGUCUGCUCAAGCCAAAUAGUGAUCCAACAAAAUGUUGGAAAUUCUCCUAGCCAUCAGGGAUCCCUUUAACAUUAUCAAAGCUAGCAGCCAGUGAGCUACUGCUUGUUUUCAAUGCAUGAAUGAUUAAAUACAAUUAAAGAUGCAUGUUCACAUGUACAUCCAGUACAUCCUCUGCUUGCAUCCUGUACAAGGGUACUAAGUGUAGAACUCCCGUGGAAUAUUGCCCAAAGUGUUAUAAAACUAUAUUCACUCACCUUGUUGUUUCUUGCAAGUAUAUUACAAGUUAUGACUUCACACACAGGCCCAUUUCAUUGGCUCCUAUGGACAUGACUGUCACCAUUCUGUGCCUACACAGAUAUUGUUCAUAACGGCGCGUCGGUGUGUCUGUGAUGAAGCGAGGGAUGUGAGAUGUGGAAAAGUGUUGACUCAUCAAUCCAAAAACUCAUAGAUCAUGAUGUGUUAAUAAAACUGUUUUGUUUAUGUUUUGAGUUAAAAUCGAUUUGUUACACCAUGUUUUAACCACCACUGUGACGUCUCGGUAUAUGAGAUAAACAGGGUAUCAGCUAUGUUAUAAUACAGGUAUCAGAUAUUGUACAUUGAAUGCAGCCUUGGCUUGGUUCCAGAUUAUUUUGUUAAUAUGAAUUUGAGGUUUUAUGUCUAUUAAAUAUUUUAGUUAGACUUGAUGAAAGUAUGCAUUCAACAGACUUCUUUUAUGUGAGUGUGACGUUUCGAUACAGAUUCUUGUACCAUUGCCAAGCACCUGUGUCAAAACGUUGCAGUCAUGAAUAAAAGAAGUGGUUAUCCGUAAAGUUUGUUCUAUAUUGUACUUCUCAACUUCUAAAAUGCCACUCAAAGAAGAGACCCUUGUUCAGUUAGUUGAUGCUAGACUUGAUGAAAGUAUGCAUUCAACAGACCCUUGUUCAUUUACUUGAUGUAAGUAUGCAUUCAACAGACCCUUGUUCAUUUAGUUGAUGAAAGUAUGCAUUCAACAGACCCUUGUUCAUUUAGUUGAUGAAAGUAUGCCUUCAACAGACCCUUGUUCAUUUAGUUGAUGCUGGACUGGCAUGCAUUCAACACUUUUUCAGUUAGUUGUGACAGUGUACAAGAAAUGUUUUAUCAUGCAGUUUUGAAUCUACAUUGUUUUUUGUACAAAGUGAUGAAUUGUUGAACAUCUUAGCAAUGAAAUUUGUAAAAACUAAAGAAAAUAUGGUUCAAAUUAUGUUUAAUUUCAAAAUAUGGUAGUUUGCCUUUUUUAGCUUUUGAAUAAAAGCCUUCUACUGCU